Messenger RNA from Myripristis murdjan (pinecone soldierfish), 4965 nucleotides. RefSeq names its product MAP/microtubule affinity-regulating kinase 3a (gene mark3a). The record is from RefSeq and is a predicted model, not a curated record. Gene Ontology annotation, biological process: protein phosphorylation; microtubule cytoskeleton organization; intracellular signal transduction. The transcript is spliced from 18 exons. Lineage: Eukaryota; Metazoa; Chordata; Actinopteri; Holocentriformes; Holocentridae. Gene Ontology annotation, molecular function: ATP binding; tau-protein kinase activity. The coding region runs from base 608 to 2617 and encodes 669 amino acids. Gene Ontology annotation, cellular component: cytoplasm; plasma membrane.
GGCGCCCUGAACGCAGCAUAAUCCAAACCCAGCCGCUGAGUAGCCAUUUUGGUCCCACCUAAAACAGACCUAGCGUCACUUUGGGCCGGAGAUGGAGGAAACUGAGCCGACGGCGAGUGUUUCAGGAACCCAGAGCAGUUUUUGAAUCUCUACAAAACUACAAAAACGUCGACGGAUAACUCUAGACACCAUGGCUCGUUGCUAGAGGGAGUUUUUUUAAGAGUUCCGGGCGGCGAUUUUUUUUUUGUAGCUCAUUGACUCGAACCUAAACGGACAGUGAUUUCAUUGCCCUGUCGAGUUUUAAAACACAGGCCACGGUAUGGUAUGUCCGUGCAAUGUAAAUAGCUAAAUAUCGAGCAGAAGGCUGUGUUGUGCUCUUUUUUGUGAGGAUUUUGUCGGUCGGAUCAGUCGAGCUGCUCAGGUGCUAACACGUCCGGUCUUGUUUGAUAAUUGUCACGGAUCAAAUGCUGAGACUCUUCUCCCGGAGGGGCUGCACGGUGCGGAGCCACGGAGCUAAGCAAUAAUCUGAUUUUUUUUUUUUUUUUUUUUGGGCUGUAUUUGGAAGUCAAGGCAGCGACUCGUCGAGGAAGGACUGAGUUAAUAAAACAUGUCAACAAAAACUCCACUACCGACGGUCAACGAGAAGGCGACGGAAAGCCACACGUCUCACAGCAAUGGACGUCAGGAGAUCAGCGCGCGCUCGGUGCGGUCCGGCGUUCGCUCACGCAGCUCCGGAGCCGACGAGCCGCAGCUGCCGCACGUUGGCAACUACCGGCUGCUCAAAACCAUCGGCAAGGGCAACUUCGCCAAGGUCAAACUGGCCCGACACAUCCUCACCGGCAGAGAGGUGGCAAUUAAGAUAAUAGACAAGACACAACUGAACCCAAACAGCCUUCAGAAGCUUUUCAGAGAAGUUAGAAUAAUGAAGAUCUUGAAUCAUCCCAAUAUAGUCAAGUUGUUUGAAGUGAUAGAGACGGAGAGGACGCUCUACCUGGUGAUGGAGUAUGCCAGUGGAGGAGAGGUCUUUGACUACCUGGUUGCACAUGGAAGAAUGAAGGAAAAAGAGGCCAGGGCUAAAUUUAGACAGAUUGUAUCGGCGGUGCAGUACUGCCACCAGAAGCACAUUGUUCACAGAGACCUCAAGGCUGAGAACCUGCUCUUGGAUGCAGACAUGAACAUCAAGAUAGCCGAUUUCGGCUUCAGCAAUGAGUUCACUCUGGGCAACAAGCUGGACACGUUCUGCGGCUCACCGCCGUACGCCGCCCCGGAGCUUUUCCAGGGGAAGAAGUACGACGGGCCAGAGGUGGACGUCUGGAGCCUGGGGGUCAUCCUGUACACGCUGGUCAGCGGCUCGCUGCCUUUCGAUGGACAGAACCUCAAGGAGCUGAGGGAGCGUGUGCUCAGAGGGAAGUAUCGCAUCCCUUUCUACAUGUCCACAGACUGCGAGAACCUCCUCAAACGCUUCCUGGUGCUCAACCCGGCCAAGCGGGGCACUCUCGAGCAAAUCAUGAAGGACCGUUGGAUCAACGCAGGAUUUGACGAAGACGAGCUCAAGCCUUUUGUCGAGCCAGAGCUGGACAUCACAGAUCAGAAGAGAAUAGAUGUGAUGGUUGGGAUGGGCUACAACCUGGAAGAGAUCCAGGAUUCUUUGGCCAAAAUGAAGUACGACGAGAUCACGGCCACCUACCUGCUGCUGGGCAGGAAGGCCUCCGAGCUGGAGCCCAGCGAGUCGGCGUCCAGCAGCAACCUGUCUCUUGCCAAGCCGCGACCCAACAGUGAGCUCAACGGCCAGUCGCCCUCGCACCUCAAAGUCCAGCGGAGCGUCUCGUCCAACCAGAAACAGAGGCGUUACAGCGAACAAGUCGGUCAGAACGCCCCAGGCGGAACGGGACACCCCAAGAGGAGUCAGACCACCACAGCGGAGAACAACGUCAAAGAGGAGGGCGGCGUCCAGCUCCGUAAGCCUGGCACCCCGGGGAGCCGCGGCGCUCCCCCCUCCAGCCCCCUGCUGGGCAGUGCCAACAACCCCAACAAAGCUGACAUCCCCGACCGCAAGAAAGGAGCCACCACCGGCCCGAGCAAUAACACUGCGUCAGCAGGCAUGACCAGGAGGAACACGUACGUCUGCAGCGACAGAAACAACACAGAUCGCCUGUCUGUCAUCCCCAACGGGAAGGAGAACAGCAGCGUCGCCGUGUCUCCCGGCGGCCAGAGGAACCCCGUGGCGUCUACUCACAGCAUCGCCAACGCCACCACACCAGACAGGCUCCGUUUCCCACGAGGCACUGCCAGCCGCAGCACCUUCCACGGCGGCCAGCUGAGGGACCGCCGCACCGCCACCUACAACGGGCCGCCCGCCUCGCCCACCCUCUCCCAUGACGCCACCCCGCUCUCCCAGACUCGCAGCCGUGGAACCAGCAACCUUUUCUCCAAACUCACCUCCAAACUCACCCGCAGAAACAUGUCAUUCAGGUUUACCAAAAGGGUCAGUAUUGACCCGUCCAAACGGCAGACAGCCAAAACAGGGCCUGCCAUCCCUUCCACCCAGGGAGGAAAGACCCUUAAUUCAGGAGCAGAAGAUAUAGAGAGUUGUAGGAAGUCACAGAAGGAGAUCUAGAGUAAGGGACUGUUUUAACUCCUCACCCCCCUCCCCUUCCCCUCCGACAAGAGUCGGAGGACUAUGUGUCAGUGAAAUGUGGAGGAAGUGAACCUCUUUCCUCUUGUGUGUGUUAACACGUUCACCCGUGAGCCCUUCCUCCCUCCACACACCCAGGAUUCGCUGUCAGUCCUGUCUCUUCCCCCUCCUGCUGUUGAUGCUUUAAAACACUGAACCCCAGACCUGCCGUGAGCUCAGAGUCACUUCCUCCUCCACCCGUCCUGUUUUCUCUACUCCAGGCUGCAGUGCAUGCUGGGAGCCUGACACACUAAACACAGCACAGUCAGAUGAGCUGCUAGCCCCGCUGAGCUUGACACUGCUCGUCUUUAAUCUGCUUCUUUUUUUUUUUUUUUUUUUUUUUUUAAUUCCCAAGAUGUUAUUUUUCUCUCCAAAAUGAGUUUGGCUAGUGAUUCAGGGACUGGAGUCUCCCACAGUGACCGGCUGCUGACCCGUCUGUCAGACAAACUUAGUUCUAUCUGCUUUUUAAUGUAAUACCUCUUAGUUUCAUAUAAUCUACCCAGCACUAUCUGUCUCUCUGCAGACACGUUACUUUUCCUUUACUUCACGGAGGAAGUUGUUUGGACAACGGUGUGUGUGCACUCGUGCUGUUAGGAAUUUGGUUGAUGUGUUGCUGUUGUAUGACUAGUUUAGGUAUGAAAAGCUCUGAUUACAUCUGCGUCACGCUCUGAAGCUACAAAUUGUUGUAUUGGUUGGGUGCUAUUUAGAUAGCAUUAAUCGCAAACAAGCAAAACACUCCAUAAAACUUGAGUUUAACAUUGAUCCCAGUGACGGAUGCAGCUGUUCUCAACGCAUUUGGGUUCAAGUUUUGUUAUACAGGUACAACAAAAUUAUGUGUCCAACUUCUUUAGAUGGUGCAUAAAGGGGAGCACAAAGCUGCUGCGUGUGGACUUGUACACCACUUUGUUUAUCCUUGUAUUAUAGGGAAAAAUUGUAGUGAACGGGGAGUCCUUGAAUGGCAGGAAUCAACCUCUCAUCGGUCUUUGUACUUGUUUGAAACUGUUAAUGAGACAAAAUUAUAUCACUAGGAAAGCAGGGAUGUGGAAAUCUGACUGAACAGUUGAGUUUCCCCAGUCACUCCGUUCUGUAGCAAAUGAAACUCAAAUAUUGCAAUAUGAAUCACUUCAGUUUCCAAACUGCAAGAGACUGUAAUUGUUCUGGCUCAAAAUAACCUCCUAAACAAGGUAUUAUGGUGCUGAGAACAGUUUCAGGCUUCCAUAACAAUUUGCACAUUAUUACAAAAAAAGAACGUCUUAAGCAGCAACAUCUCAUACAUUUCAUAAAAAUGUUUCUUGCAGAUUUUCAGUAUCAUGCGGACCUACUUGUUCAUGUUGCUCACAGAGCCCUAAAGAGUUGCCUCAGCAUUGCUCCUGGAAAACAUUUGAAUACCCAAUUUCCCCUCGGAUCAAUAAAGUAUUACUGGUUCUGAAUAGUUUUUUAAACCUUGAAUUUCAUCACGUCGCCUGUUGCUGGCAGCUUUUCAUUGACAUCAGCCUGUUGAAGUGCCCACUAGCUGGCUUGGUGGCCUGUGCCAUCACCAUGAGACACCGGGGCGGGCUGGGUGACAUGGACAGAAUAACCAUUUUGCAGAUUUUUUUCUUUUCUGUGCAUUACAGUUACACUAUCAGUAGUAAUACCUGAGGACACAUUCAGUCAAAAGAACAUGCUGACGCUUCCUGUUUGCUUCAGAGUGAAAGAUGUUCAUCUUGUCUUGUGGAGCAGGGCAGCAGCACGGCAACAAAAACAUUCCUGCUUCUUGCAGUUAAUAAAUUGCAGUGGUCGAUGUUGCAGUUUUGAUGUUUCUGUCAAUAAUUGUGUAGCCGUUGAUUGAAUCUGGAGGUUUGCGUAGGCUCUGGUAAAUCUGUCAUCACGCCGCUGUCCUGGGUCAAUACACACACACACACACGCACACACCAGGCCGUGAAAAGCUUGUCCAUCUCGCUUGGUGUUGACUGGUUCAUUUUUAUCUGCCUGCUCUGGGUUUUAGUUUGGGAUCACAUCAUCACAAUGUGAAUAUUCACCACUGAUCAUCUCUGUUGACUUUUCUUUUUUUAUGUCCUUCAUCACCACCAAUCAUAAUGGAAGGAAAUCUUCCAUUUUUCAUCCCUGUUUUAUUUUCUUUCUUUUGGUGGCGGCUCUUGUGUUGUGGCACCUCGGUAUCACUCCUCUCCCUCUUCUGUACAUCAAGUAUUGGCUUUAAUUCACUGUGAUUUAUAUCAAAUACUCCCCCUGUAGUGCACAAUCCACAUCUUUGUCUUCUUUCUCCCCUCCCUGCAACGUCUUCUCAUGCA